AUGGAGGCUAAACUGGAUGAUGGAGUUAACCAAGGUGCUGGAAUUCAAGAGGAUGGUAGCAGGGGAACACAGAUUGAAACAAACGAGACACUGAUUGGAGACGGUAAAAAUGAUACUUGUGAUGAAUGGGUGGAGGGAGAAGCCAUUGAAUAUCGAGACGUGCUAAUGCUAACGGAAGCCGAUAUGAUGAGGAAGGUGUUCUGCACGGACGAAGCCGCGUAUGAGUUUUACAAGAGAUACGGCAAAUGCCAUGGGUUUGGUAUUCGUAAGGGUGACUCGGGAAAGGAUGAUAAUGGAAGGGUGAUUAGGAGGAGGUUCUUUUGUAACAAAGCAGGGCUGAGGCAGCGCAAACAUUACGAAAGGCUUGACAGGAAGAGGGACCACAGAUCGGAGACGCACACAAACUGUGACGCAAAGCUAUCAAUCUUAUGGGAUGAUAUUAGCGAAAUUUGGAGGGUUAGAAAGGUUAUACUAGAUCACAACCAUGAUUUAACUCCUCAUAGGAUGGUUCAUAUGAUCAACAGCUUUAGAGACAUCGAUUGUUCAGCUAAGGUACAGAUUAAUGGCAUGCAGGGACACGGUGUCCCGACGUCGAAGAUCCUAAGUUAUAUGGCAGGGCAAGCUGGGGGGUAUUCUCUGAUGGGUUUCACAAAAAAUGAUGCCGAUAACUACAUCGAGCAGACCAAGUGGGAGAAGAUUGUUGAUGGAGACGCUAAUGCCGCAAUAAUUUAUUUAGAGGGAAAAGCAGUGUCGGAUCCGAUGUGCAUGGCUAGGUACAAUUUGACGAACAACAAUAUGUUAGCAAACUUGUUUUGGGCUGAUGGUGGGAACCGGGUUGAUUACCAACACUUUGGUGAUGUGCUUUCCUUCGAUUCGACUUACAAGAAUAACAAGUAUAGGAGACCUUUGGUUAUCUUUUCUGGUUCAAACAAUCAUAAGAAAACAACCAUAUUUGGGUUUGGUUUGGUGUUGGAUGAAAGCAUUGGGUCAUACAUGUGGUUGCUUGAAAAUUUGUUGGAGGUAAUGUGCAACAAAAAGCCGUCGGUGAUUGUGACAGACGGGUGUGACUCAAUGAGGGCAGCAAUCAGGGCGGUGUUUCCAGAGGCCACACAUAGGCUGUGUGCUUGGCAUGUGGAGAAGAACGUGACUUCAAAUGUGAAGGAUGAAGGCUUAAGACAACUUUUCACUAGGUGGCUGUACUCAAAUAUGGAGAUAGAAGAGUUUGAGGCAGAGUGGGCCGCAGUUGUUGUCGAAUACCGACUUCAUGAUAGUUUUUGGGCAAAGGAAACCUAUGAUAAGCGGAAAAUGUGGGCAAAUGCGUACUUAAAAGACAAAUUCUAUACCGGGUUCCGCACUACUUCUUGA
This is a messenger RNA of Arachis duranensis, 1365 nucleotides long. Its product is annotated as protein FAR1-RELATED SEQUENCE 5-like. The transcript has a single exon. Bases 1 to 1365 code for a protein of 454 amino acids. The record is from RefSeq and is a predicted model, not a curated record. Lineage: Eukaryota; Viridiplantae; Streptophyta; Magnoliopsida; Fabales; Fabaceae.